This is a messenger RNA of Limulus polyphemus (Atlantic horseshoe crab), 9503 nucleotides long. RefSeq names its product sodium channel protein para-like. Gene Ontology annotation, cellular component: voltage-gated sodium channel complex; plasma membrane. Gene Ontology annotation, biological process: neuronal action potential; membrane depolarization during action potential; sodium ion transmembrane transport. The transcript has 30 exons. Lineage: Eukaryota; Metazoa; Arthropoda; Merostomata; Xiphosura; Limulidae. The coding region runs from base 884 to 6892 and encodes 2002 amino acids. Gene Ontology annotation, molecular function: voltage-gated sodium channel activity. The record is from RefSeq and is a predicted model, not a curated record.
AUUCAGGGCUGCGAUAGUUAAUACAUAUAUUAGAAGCUUUGAGAAACAUAAAGUUUUCAUACAGAGGAUCUUUCCUCCACAGAAUGAAAAGAUGGUUGAUUAAUUACAUGAAUGAGUGAAGGUAGUUAUAAGAAGUGCUUCGAAUCUUACACUCUGUAUUGGAUAAGGUUAGAGCCUCGCCCUUUCAUGCUUAUAUAAGUUAUAGGCGCGUGAUGCCUUCUUAGUUCUACCUCUUUUUGCUUUUAAAAAUUAUUAGCUUUCGUGCGAACAGUUUCAAACUGCAAUAUGGAUGCUCGGUGUUUUGCCUGCGUGUAUGUAUUUUUGGAAGAUGUUAUCUGUACAAUUUGGAUGUAAGCGUUUCUAUAAGGUAGGAAAGACAGUGUUCAACUGGAUUCUUUUACAGUUGUUAUCUCUUACGCGGACGAAUACCUCGGUGAAAAGGCUUUGAAAUGUGAAAGAACAUAACGUAAGGCAAAUGUUUAGAUUAUAUUUUUGUCUUAUGAUAUGAACAGUUUCGAAGUUGAAUAAAAGACUUGAGACUAAAUUUAACCGACACUUACAACUGACACUUUCGCUCCGAUCGAAACAAUGAGCAGUAAGACUAAGAGUGUGGCGCCUGUUAGGAUUUAGACACUGUUCUUUGACGUCAUCAACAAACGGUGGUCUGAUGCAGGGUAUGGAUAAGUAAAACUUGUUCUCAAAUGGCGGACUGGCAAUCAUUUAGAGUCUGGUGGUUAAAAUGCUUUACGUUGAACCUUUUAAAUAACGUAGUCUCACAAUUAAUGAGUGACUCGGCAAAAAAGGCUGUCUCGUUCUUUUCAUUCUCUCUGAGGAGCUGUCUGUGCCUCACGCAGAGAAGUAUCAUUCGUGACUGGCUGUAGCCAUGCCCGUGUCCACGGGGUCAUCCGAGGACCAGUCAGACCUGGAGGAGUUGCCCUUAUUCCGUCCGUUUACCAAAGAAUCCUUGGCAGCCAUCGAGGCCCGGAUUGCUGAGGAAGCGGCGCGGAAAAAAGAGCUUGCCGAAAAGGAGUUAGAAGAUGCUGCGACUGGAGAAGGCGGCGAGAAGGAAACACAGGGAGGAGGAGGAGAAGAAGCAGAGAGAAAACCUGAAAAAAACCUUGAGGGUGGAAUGCCCCUUCCAAAACCUCUUGAAAGGGAUUUUCCGACUGAAUUGUCAGCAAUACCUCUUGAAGACUUGGAUAAAUACUAUGAGAACCAAAGAACAUUUAUAGUUAUUAGCAAAGGUAAAGACAUUUUUCGGUUUAGUGCCCACAACGCUCUUUGGCUUCUCAGUCCUUUCAAUCCCAUCCGUCGUUCAGCCAUCUAUGUUCUCGUCCACCCAGUAUUCAGCUUUGUCGUCAUUGUUACCAUCCUUGUCAACUGUGUUCUUAUGACCAUGCCUAACAAUGAGAGCAUUGAGCAGUACGAGGUUAUUUUCACAACAAUAUACACAAUUGAAUCAUGCAUCAAAAUGUUAGCUCGUGGAUUUAUACUUGAUAAGUUUACAUAUCUUCGAGAUCCAUGGAACUGGUUAGACUUUGUUGUUAUAUCCCUUGCGUACAUAACAAUGGGAGUAGAACUUGGGAAUCUCAGUGUUUUGAGAACGUUUCGUGUACUUCGAGCCUUGAAAACAGUAGCUAUAAUUCCAGGUUUAAAAACCAUUGUAGGUGCUGUGAUAGAGUCUGUAAAAAACCUGAAAGACGUAAUCAUUUUGACUGUGUUUGCUCUUUCUAUCUUUGCCUUGCUGGGAUUACAGGUUUAUAUGGGUGUGCUUACCCAGAAGUGUAUCUUACAGUGGCCCACAAAUAUCUCAGAUUUGGAAUAUCAAAAUCAUGUUUCAAAUGACACUAACUGGAUAAAGGAAAAUGGAAAAUAUCAAUUAUGUGGAAACAGCUCUGGAGCAAAAAUUUGUCCUAAAGGGUCUGUAUGCCUGCAGGGUUAUGGUGACAAUCCUAAUUAUGGUUAUACCAGUUUUGACACAUUUCCGUGGGCACUUCUAUCUGCAUUCAGGUUAAUGACUCAGGACUAUUGGGAAUCUCUUUAUCAAAUGGUGCUAAAAUCUGCUGGUCCGUGGCAUAUGCUCUUCUUUGUCUUGAUCAUCUUUCUGGGGUCUUAUUAUCUGGUCAACUUGAUCUUGGCUAUUGUGGCUAUGUCAUAUGAUGGGUUACAAAAAGAGGCUGCGAAAGAAGAAGAAGAUGCUGCUGCAGAAGAGGCAGAAUAUGCUGCUAAACAGGCUGCAAAAUUGGCACACGAAGAAGAGGCUGCAGGAAGAAAGGGUGACAAUGUUGUAAACAGUCCAUCAGAGUUUUCAUGUCGGUCUUAUGAACUUUUUGUUGGUCAGGAGAAAAUGACUGAAGAAAAAGACAUGAAAGAGAGAGCUAGCAUAAAGAGUGCAGAAAGUGAGAAUAUGUAUGAGCUAAAGCCUCGAAUAAAUGGUAAAAUCAGAAAGGCCAGCCUUAGUCUUCCUGGCUCACCUUUUAACCUGCGUAGAGGGAGCCGAGGAAGUCAGUUCAGUUGGCGUAAUGGGGGUCGUCGCUUUGGAGACAAGAAGCCCUUGGUUCUUCAAACGUACAGAGAUGCACAAGAGCAUCUUCCUUAUGCAGAUGAUAGCAAUGCUGUAACACCCAUGUCUGAAGAGAAUGGUGCCAUAAUUGUACCUAUGUUCACCAACUUGAAUUCACGACACUCAAGUUAUACCUCUCAUUCCUCUCGGAUCUCCUACACCUCCCACGGUGACAUGUUUAACAAAAAUGUCACAAAGGAGAGCCAACUGAGAUCUCGCUCAAAGAACCUUCAAGGACAUGUUCAUGAGGAUCCUCCAUUUGAAGGUGAGGACUGCAUAACAAAACCAAAACAGACAGAUGAUGAUGCAGCACAGAAACAGACUGUUGUGGAUAUGAAAGAUGUGAUGGUUUUGAAUGAUAUCAUUGAGCAAGCUGCAGGAAGACAAAGCAAAUUAAGUGACCAAGAACAAGAAGAGGAAGAAGGGGAGGAAAUGAAGUUCAGAGAUAGAUGUUUAGCUGAGUGCUUGAAAUACGUUGACAUUUUUUGUGUUUGGGACUGUUGUUGGUGUUGGAUUCGCUUUCAGCAGAUUAUUUCCUUGAUUGUUUUUGAUCCUUUUAUGGAACUUUUCAUAACCUUAUGUAUUGUUGUUAACACUCUUUUCAUGGCCAUGGAUCAUGAUAAUAUGGAUCCAGACUUUGAUAACGUUUUAAAGAAGGGAAACUAUUUCUUUACCGCAACUUUUGCAAUAGAAGCUGCUAUGAAGCUCAUGGCUGUGAGCCCAAAAAAUUACUUUAAGGAAGGAUGGAACAUCUUUGAUUUCAUUAUUGUAGCCUUGUCCCUAUUGGAGCUAACCUUAUCUGGUAUCCAAGGCUUGUCAGUACUUCGAUCAUUCAGAUUGCUUCGAGUUUUCAAGUUAGCCAAGUCUUGGCCCACUUUAAACCUGCUAAUAUCGAUUAUGGGCAAAACUGUUGGAGCCUUGGGUAACCUGACAUUUGUUUUGGCCAUCAUAAUCUUUAUAUUUGCUGUUAUGGGGAUGCAGCUUUUUGGAAAGAACUAUGAUUUAAACAAACAUUUAUUUAUUGAUGGGAAAGUGCCUCGCUGGAAUUUUAGAGACUUUAUGCAUUCCUUCAUGAUUGUGUUCAGAGUCCUGUGUGGAGAAUGGAUAGAGUCCAUGUGGGAUUGUUUGUUGGUGUCUGGCUGGUCAUGCAUCCCUUUUUUCCUAGGAACUGUAGUCAUUGGUAACUUAGUGGUACUGAAUCUUUUUCUUGCCUUGUUGCUUUCUUCAUUUGGAGCAUCUAAUCUCUCAGCACCAACUUCAGACAGUGGUGACACUCAGAAGCUACAAGAGGCUUUUAAUCGAUUUUCUCGGGCAUCCAGAUGGGUUAAAAAUAAUGUUCUUUCACUUCUAAAGAGUAUGAAACCAAAAGCGAGAAACCAAAUUGGUGACCAAACACCAGACCAUCGAGAAGAUAUGGAAGAACAUCUUCCAGUUGGAGACAUGAUUGCUGAUGGACAGGUUCAAAUGAAGGAAAAGAGAAGUCCUAAGGAGCUCACGGAUGUAGAUGUACUGGUUACUGAUGGGCUAGAGAUUGCUAUUCGAGGAGAUGGCAAAGCUGUGACAGUGAAACUUAACAAUAAACCAAUGAUGAAUUCUGUCCACCCACCAGCCAGAGAUGAACACAAGGACAAAAUAUCAGACAGAGAGUUAGAUAACAAAAAGAAGUCUUUAUCUUUUCCUGUUUCUGCCAAGGAGAAAGAGUAUCUGGGUGUUAAGGUAUUUCCACAGAAGGAUGAUGAUACUUUAAGUGUGAAAUCAAGUGAAAGUAUGAAAGAUUGGAAAGAUAAAUCUAAUUUUGAGAAGGAACAAAGUCAAUCAUCUUUCCAUGAAGAAAAAAAAGAUCUUAGUAAAGAAGACCUUGAGGGAAGUGAAGAUUUCCUGGAACACUCAGAAGAAAAUCCAGACACUGAAAUUGCAGACUCUGGGAAUGUAGACUCCACUGCAGAAGAUGUGAUUGUGGAUGAAGAACCUACAGAAUGCUGUCCUGACUGUUGCUAUGUGCACUUUCCCUGGUGUGCAGGAUCAGAAGAGUCUCCACACUGGCAGUCUUGGGAUAAACUUCGAUCUAAAAGUUUUCACUUGGUGGAGAAUAAGUACUUUGAGACACUGGUGGUUACUCUGAUCAUGAUCAGUAGUUUAACUCUGGCUCUUGAAGACGUUCAUCUUAAACAUCGUCCAUUACUAAAGGAGGUUCUUGUAAUUGUAGACAAAUUCUUCACAGUAAUCUUCUUUCUGGAGAUGAUUUUGAAAUGGUUAGCUUUUGGCUUUAAAAAAUAUUUCACAAAUGCUUGGUGUUGGUUGGACUUUGUCAUUGUCUUGGUGUCAGUGGUCAAUCUUGUGGCAACAAUGGCAGGUGUAGCGAAGAUUCAAGCCUUCAAGACAAUGCGAACUCUUCGUGCUCUCCGACCUUUGAGAGCCCUUUCUCGUUUUCAGGGAAUGCGGGUAGUAGUGAAUGCUCUCAUCCAGGCCAUACCAGCUAUUUUCAAUGUGUUGUUAGUUUGUCUCAUUUUCUGGUUGAUAUUUGCCAUAAUGGGUGUCCAGAUGUUUGCUGGGAAGUAUUAUCGAUGUCUUGAUAAUGAAGGAAAUCGAGUAAAUUCCUCUUAUGUGCCAAACGAACAAGCCUGUUCAGCCAGAAAUUUAACGUGGGACAACCCGAUGAUUAAUUUUGAUAAUGUACUGAAUGGAUACUUGGCACUUUUUCAAGUAGCUACCUUUAAAGGAUGGACUGCAAUUAUGGACAGUGCAAUUGACUCUAAAGAACCAGGUGAUCAACCAGAAGAUGAAAUUAAUAUCUACAUGUACUUGUAUUUUGUCUUCUUCAUCAUCUUUGGUUCCUUCUUUACUUUAAAUCUCUUCAUUGGUGUUAUCAUCGAUAAUUUUAAUGAACAGAAGAAAAAGGCAGGUGGUUCUUUGGAAAUGUUUAUGACAGAGGAUCAGAAGAAAUAUUACAAUGCCAUGAAAAAAAUGGGAUCAAAAAAGCCGAUGAAAGCUAUUCCACGACCUCGAUUAAAGCUGCAAGCUUUUGUCUUUGACCUGACUACAAAUACCAAAUUUGACAUGGCCAUAAUGCUGUUUAUCAUGCUGAACAUGAUUGUGAUGGGCAUGGAACAUUAUCAACAGACAGACACCUUUGAAUUGGUACUUGAGCGUCUUAACAUCCUCUUCAUCGCUGUCUUUACUGCCGAAUGUGUGCUGAAAAUCUUUGCUCUACGUUUGCAUUACUUUAAGGAACCUUGGAAUGUCUUUGAUUUUGUUGUAGUUACACUUUCUAUUUUAGGAGUGGCACUGAAAGACCUGAUUGCUGAGUACUUUGUUUCUCCAACUUUGCUGCGUGUUGUUCGUGUUGUUAAAGUAGGUCGAGUGCUGAGAUUGGUCAAAGGGGCCCGUGGAAUACGGACGCUACUUUUUGCACUGGCAAUGUCCUUACCUGCAUUAUUCAAUAUUUGCCUUCUUCUAUUCUUGGUCAUGUUUAUCUUCGCUAUAUUUGGAAUGUCAUUUUUCAUGAAUGUAAAGCAUCGCUAUGGUGUAGAUGAUAAUUUCAAUUUUGAAACAUUUGGACAGUCAAUGAUUAUCCUCUUCCAAAUCUCCACCUCUGCUGGCUGGGAUGGCAUUCUUUCAGCCAUUAUUGAUGACAAUGACUGUGACAGUGGAACAGAUACCACUGAAGGAAAUUGUGGAAAUAGAGGCAUUGGUGUUGCUUACUUGAUUUCGUAUUUGAUAAUUAGCUUUUUAAUCAUCAUUAAUAUGUAUAUAGCUGUCAUAUUGGAAAAUUAUAGCCAAGCCACAGAAGAUGUGGAGGAAGGCUUAACCAAUGACGACUAUGAUAUGUACUACGAGAUUUGGCAGAGGUUUGAUCCAGAUGGAACUCAACUAAUCAAAUAUGAAGUGCUAUCAGACUUUGUAGAUGCCCUUGAAGAUCCCCUACAGAUUAAAAAGCCUAAUAAGUACAAACUCAUUGCUAUGGAUAUCCCAAUAUGUGAAGGAAAUACGAUUUACUGUGUAGAUAUUUUGGAUGCUUUGACAAAGAACUUUUUUGCCUCCAAAGGUCGAGUAAUUGAAGAGACAGCUGAGCUAGCUGAGGUUGUACCUGCAAAGGAACACAGAGAGUUUGAAGCAAUCAGUAGUACUCUCUUACGGCAGAGAGAAGAAUAUUGUGCACACGUAAUCCAACAGGCUUGGCGACAAUAUAAAGGGCUGAUUCAAAAUGGCCCACCUCAUCAGCAGACUGAAGUUGUUGUUGAGAGUGAUGGUCACAUCACUAAGAAUGGACACAAAGUUGUGAUCCAUUCUAGAUCACCCAGCAUUACAAGUCGAUCUACAGAAGUGUAAAACUUCUCUGAAAGUAUGAGAAGAAAAGAAAUAGGCUUGUAGCCAAUCUGGUAGAGAAAGGAGCUGUCCGUCGAUAACAGUUGGAUCAGGUUAUAUUUUUAUAUUCUUUAUGCAGAAGCUACUUGCCACCAUGCUUACAAUGCCAGUGCUUGGUUGAUAUAAAAUAACCAGGGUGUUGCCAUUAUUAUUUUUCUACAGAAAUUGGUUGGUGUUACAGUCAAUUUAUACUGUUUAUAUGCAAAACAUUGACAGAAAGCAUUUGUUUUGUAUAAAAUAUUUAGUUUAAAAUGUUUGAUGGUGGACUAUUUUUGUUGCAUUUUAAGUUUUGUUACUGUACAAAUUAGAACAUGAACUUCAAUAUUUAUGCUUCCAUUGUUAAGACUGCUGUUUUCCUCAAUGUUGUUUUAAAACAUUGUACUAAAUUUGUUUACUUGGAGUCAAUGAAUGAAGCUUCGAAUCACCAUAAUUAAGACUGAAAUUGCUUGUUUUGCUAUCCAACUAUAUGGGUGAUUUUUAGGAUUGGCUGAGAAAAAGUAAAGCUCAUAUUUCUAAGGAGUUCUAUACAAAGCACAUACUGAAAAGAAAACCUUGAGACAUCAGGCCACGUUUAAAAACUGCUGUAAGUGACAGUUUUGCAUGAAAUGCUGAAAACUAGUGAACACUUUUAUAGAAUGUCAGUCAAAUAGUCGGUAAGAAGCAAAAAAUUACUUGCAUAUUUUUAUUUUGUUCAAAAAAUAAAAGGCAUUUUUGGCAUUAAUGUUCCUGACAGUUAACAGAAAAUUUGAAAGAGCAAUAGUAGUCUCCAAGUCUGUUUUUUUUAAGUGAAGCAUUAAAUUGAUUUAUUAGGUGUUAUACAUUACACGGUUUCCUUUUUGAAUAAAAUUAAUACUAACUAAAUCAUUCUCUCUCCUUUGUUUGCUUAAAAAGAAGAUGGUAUUGAAUUGGAAGAAACUGUGAUAUGGUUAGGAAGUGUGAUAUAUAUAUUACCUUGAAAGUUUGAAAAAAGUUUUAUUCAGUGUUUAUUUUUAAGUUGUUUUAAUAUCAUCACUCAUUAAAUGCUCAAUUUUAUUGUUAAUUGCUCUUACACAAUCUAAAAAUCUCCCAUAUAUGGAACCAGAUCAUUGAAGUGUUAAAAUGCGUAUGAGAUACCACGCUUAAUUAUUUUGCACCACAGAAACUGCUGGCCAUGUUUAAAUUCUUGUUCAGUCUGUGCCUUUAUGUAGAAGUUGCCAUUUGAUCAAUGCCACUCAGUUGGUGAAAUCAACAACAUAUUGAAAGUUUGCUCUCAAAACCUGUAGAGAGAAAUUUUAACAAGAACAAUGUAAUCUUUGUAUAUGAUUCACAGGAAUAUACAAACCACUCGAUGUUAGCAAAGUGUGUGGUUAAUAGAUAUAGCCCACUAAUAGUUGGCAAACAGUGUACUCUGAAGGAACAUUCUAGUCUUUGGCUGUAAACUUAUAUAUAGAGAGAAAGAUAUUUGCACAGAGUGAUAAAGAGAAAAAAAAAGAAAAAAACAUUGUGCAACUAAGAAAGGUAAUUAAUGUCUAACCCUAUGGAAGGUAUUUAUCCAAAGUACUUUGACCAAUUUCCCUGUGUGCUUCUAGAUAUUACUUUUGUUUAGUUAUUGUAUCAUUACUGACAGCCUGCACGUGCACUUUCUUGCCUUUUAUUACCACCUUUUUCGACCUCGCUGUCAGCAAAAGAUGGUUAUGGCAGGAAGGGGUCAAUUUCUUAAGCUGUUUGCACCCUUACCAGAUCUUGGUGGUUUUUAUGUGAGAACCACAGUCAUGUAUAUGCAUCAGUCUUUUCACUUGGAAGUAGAGAAUAAGAUGAAACCAUAUGACAUUUUGGCUGUGUUUAGUGAACAUGACUGAUGCUGGAUUCUACCAGAAGGUUGCUCCUUUAUCGACAGAGCAGCCAGGUGGGGGAAACCCCCCCUCAAAGUGGCUAUUUUGUUUCUCAUGUGCCUUUGUGAGUUGUAACUUUUCCAUCCGGGAUUUUCAUGCAUUUGCAGUGUAGCUAUUUAGGAAUAUUUUAAUUUUUGCUUUUUUAUUUUGCAAUAAUUUUCUUAAUCAUCGGUAAUUGUCUUUCAAAGCUCAUGUUCUUCAUCUUAAAAAAUAACCACUGUAUGAUUUAUUAAGAUGCUAAAUCAAAUGCAGUUGAACUCUUAACAUUUCACUAUGCAUAUAUUAAGGCUAAGUUUUGUAGCUUUAAAGCAGUGUAGUAUAUUGACUAAAAUUUUUUUUAUUGAGAAUAAAAAAGAAUCAUUUUAUGCUAAAUGCAACAUUGCUUCCUAAAUUAGUACUGGAAAUCCACUCUCAUUCUAGAACAGUAGUAUUGUAAUAAAUCAUAAGGUCACUGAAACUUGAUAGACUGCAUUGUGUAGUGCUACUAGAAACAUUCUUUUAGAACUAGUUAGUACUCUCAUCCUAUCACUGUUGUACCAGAAACACCUCUUAACCUUUUUUCACUUAGUUCACAUGCUCGUCUGUUAAAUUCAGGCUGUCAAACAUAUUUUUUCUUUGUAAAUGUUUCAAAUUUCACAAUUUGUAUCAUAUUAUCUGUAAAUACAUCAUUGAAUAAAUUUUGAUAAUUUAUCACAAUGAAUAAA